This is a messenger RNA of Anopheles coustani, 4775 nucleotides long. It is a transcript of the gene fliI, whose product is annotated as protein flightless-1. Gene Ontology annotation, biological process: myofibril assembly; actin filament severing; barbed-end actin filament capping. Lineage: Eukaryota; Metazoa; Arthropoda; Insecta; Diptera; Culicidae. The record is from RefSeq and is a predicted model, not a curated record. Gene Ontology annotation, molecular function: phosphatidylinositol-4,5-bisphosphate binding; actin filament binding. The coding region runs from base 273 to 4145 and encodes 1290 amino acids. The transcript is spliced from 6 exons. Gene Ontology annotation, cellular component: nucleus; actin cytoskeleton; cytoplasm.
AUGGCAACGAAAGUGACGAAAAAGUGUCUCGAAAAAAGAAUUUUAUAAACAUUUUCCUACAGAAUUUAGUAGAAACGUACUGAAAUGAUUGAAUGCACUUGAGCAAUCUUGAAAUGCAUUAAAACUUUGAAGUUAAACUUGGAAUUUUAGUAAAACACACCCGCCAGUCCCAUCCCACCAGUCUGUGCAACGACAUCGAACAGGUCAAUCGCACGCAGUGUAGCAAGUGAAACAUCGGGUAAAAGGUGUAUACUACUGCAAACACUACCGCGAUGAGUACUACAGGUGUUUUGCCGUUUGUACGGGGAAUAGAUUUCACCAACAAUGACUUCAGCGUAAACAAAUUCCCCAAAAACAUCAAGCACAUGUCGGGCGUCCAGUGGCUUAAGCUGGACCGUACCGGCAUGGAUACGAUACCAGACGAAAUGGGCAAGCUGGUGAAGCUUGAGCACUUGUCGAUGAAAAACAAUCAAUUGGACAAGCUAUUUGGCCAGCUGAGCGAGCUUGGCUGUCUACGAUCGUUGAACGUGCGCCGCAACAAGCUAAAGAGUCAUACCAUUCCAUCCGAUCUGUUCGAGCUGGAAGAGUUGACUACGCUUGAUUUAUCACACAACCGACUGAAGGAAGUACCGGAGGGUUUGGAAAGAGCCAAAGCUUUAUUAGUAUUGAAUUUGAGCAACAAUCAAAUUGAAACCAUUCCACCAUCGUUGUUUAUAAAUCUUACCGAUUUGCUUUUCCUGGAUCUGUCCAAUAACAAGCUAGAAACGCUUCCUCCUCAAACUAGACGCUUAUCGAAUUUGCAGACGCUGAUAUUGAACGACAACCCGCUGGAGCUGUUCCAGCUGCGUCAGCUACCGUCGCUACAAAGCUUGGUUUGUUUGCAGAUGCGAAACACUCAACGUACGAUUAAUAACUUUCCCGCCUCGCUGGACAGUCUGUCAAAUCUACAAGAGCUGGACUUAUCGCAGAAUGCCCUAUCCAAGGUGCCAGGUGCACUGUACAAUCUCGCCAACGUAAAGCGGCUGAAUUUGAACGACAAUGUCCUAGAGGAGAUUUCGCCGCUGAUAGAAAAUCUGACCAAGUUGGAAACGUUAAACCUGUCCCGCAACAAGUUAACCACCCUUCCGGCUGCCAUCUGCAAGCUGCAACAACUCCGCCGGUUGUAUGUAAAUGACAACUUGCUCAACUUUGAGGGCAUCCCGUCUAGCAUUGGUAAACUGAGCGCGCUGGAAGUAUUCUCAGCAUCGAACAACGAGCUCGAAAUGGUACCGGAGGGGCUGUGUCGGGGCUGUGGCUCGCUGAAGAAGUUGAACCUUAGCUCCAACAAGUUGAUCACGCUCCCCGAAGCCAUCCAUUUGCUGACUGACAUGGAGCAGCUGGAUCUGCGCAACAAUCCCGACCUUGUGAUGCCACCGAAACCAAUUGAGGCUCAGCGAGGGGACGGAUUAGCGUACUAUAAUAUCGACUUCUCGCUUCAGACACAAUUGCGCCUAGCGGGAGCGAACGUACCGGCGCAGGUUCAGGGAGCAGCUAAUAGUGGGAAGGAUCCAAUUGCGCGCAAGCUCCGCCUACGGCGUGGCGCUCGUAACGACUCUACCGACAACCAGGACUCGGCCAAAAUCCUCAAGGGUAUGCAGGACAUCGCAAAGGAGAAAAACAAUGGGCUCGGUUUUGGCGAAGACAAGGUGGAAAAUCUUAAACCCAAACGGUGGGACGAAACGCUCGAAAAACCGCCGGUAGAUUAUUCGGAGAUCUUCGAAGAUGAGGACGGUCAGUAUCCGGGACUGACUGUUUGGGAAAUUGAAAAUUUUCUACCGAAUAAAAUCGAGGAGGCAGCGCACGGCAAGUUCUACGAAGGCGACUGCUACAUCGUGCUAAAGACCUCGCACGACGAUAGCGGCCAACUGUCAUGGGAAAUAUAUUUCUGGAUCGGAACGAAGGCAACCCUCGACAAGCGUGCCUGUUCGGCAAUCCAUGCCGUGAAUCUGCGGAAUUAUUUGGGCGCCCGCUGUCGAACGAUCCGCGAGGAGCAGGGUGAUGAAUCGGACGAGUUUAUGGCACUGUUCGACACCGAUGUGACGUACAUCGAGGGCGGCCGUACACCGACCGGUUUCUAUACGAUCGAAAACUCGGUUUACAUCAUCCGGCUCUACCGUGUGCAUGAUGCUGGAGCGAACAUUCAUCUGGAACCGGUUCCCGUUAGCCAUCGGUCACUAGAUCCCGGGUACGUGUUUCUACUGGACACUGGGCUGCACAUAUUCGUGUGGUACGGAGUGCGCUCGAAGAACACGCUCAAAUCGAAGGCCCGCUUCACGGCGGAGAAGAUCAACAAGCACGAGCGUAAGAAUAAGGCUGAAAUCUACCAGGAAUACCAGCGCCAGGAAAGCUUGGACUUUUGGCGUGCGUUAGGAUUCUCCGAUGGCCAGGGACCGCAAGAUGAGGAAGCGGAAUGUCUUAACCAAUCGCACGUCGAUCCGGAGUUUGUGCCGGUUCCGCCGCGUCUCUACCAGAUCCAGCUGGGCAUGGGUUACCUCGAGCUGCCGCAGGUAGAGCUUCCGGGCGGUGGUAGCAAUAAGCAGCUGACGCACACCAUUCUAGCCAGCAAGAAUGUGUACAUCCUCGACUGCUAUCUGGAUUUGUUCGUGUGGUUUGGAAAGAAAUCGACAAGACUGGUGCGAGCGGCCGCCAUUAAACUUUCGCAAGAACUGUUCACCAUGAUCGAUCGACCGGAGUACGCACUGAUCACCCGCGUUCAGGAAGGCACUGAAACGCAGGUAUUCAAGUCGAAGUUCACUGGCUGGGAGGAAAUCAUUGCGGUUGAUUUUACGCGCACGGCCCAAUCGGUUGCUCGCACCGGAGCCGACCUCACGCAGUGGGCUAAGCAGCAACAAACCAAGGCGGACCUGGCGGCACUCUUUAUGCCCCGCCAGCCGGCCAUGACACCAAUCGAGGCCGCACAGCUUGCGGAAGAUUGGAACUACGACCUCGACGUGAUGGAACCGUUCGUGUUGGAGAACAAAAAGUUCGUGCGCUUGCCGGAGGAAGAACUCGGUGUGUUUUACACCGGUGAGUGUUACGUGUUUCUCUGCCGCUACUGCCUCCCGGUAGAUGAGGACGACGAGGCCGAAACGGAAGUGGACGGUGAAGGUGCCUCGGGUGGUGCGAACGACGUUGGUGCCGGAGCAACGGGAGCGGGCCCGGUGAUGAAAACAAUGAAACAACUCGAUCCAGUGGCGGCUCCCGCCGAGGAAAUACAGUGUGUGGUGUACUUCUGGCAGGGUCGUGAGGCGGGCAAUAUGGGAUGGCUCACCUUUACCUUUACGCUGCAGAAAAAAUUCAAAUCGAUGUUUGGCGAAGAGCUGGAAGUGGUUCGGAUACACCAGCAGCAGGAAAACUUGAAGUUCAUGUCGCACUUUAAGGGCAAGUUCACUAUCAAGAACGGGCGGCGUAAAGAGCGCCAGCGUACGCCGGAAGGAAAGCUCCCGGUCGAGUUCUACCACCUGCGCCAGAACGGCAGUGCUCUUUGCACUCGCCUCAUACAGGUCAAACCGGAGGCCUCCUUACUCAACUCAGCUUUCUGUUACAUCCUGUUCGUACCGUUUGAAACGGAUGAUGACUCCGAGUCGGGUAUCGUUUACGUGUGGAUCGGAUCGAAAACGACGGGUGAAGAAUCUCGAUUGAUUCAGGAAAUUGCCGAAGACAUGUUCAACAACCCUUGGGUUAGCUUGCAGAUACUCCACGAGGGCGAGGAACCUGAAAACUUCUUCUGGGUCGCACUUGGCGGACGCAAACCGUACGACACCGAUGCGGAGUACAUGAGCUACACGCGUUUGUUCCGGUGUUCGAACGAGAAGGGCUACUUCACGGUGGCCGAAAAGUGUUCGGACUUCUGUCAGGACGAUCUGGCCGACGAUGACAUCAUGAUACUGGACAACGGUGAGCAGGUGUUCUUGUGGCUGGGAUCCCGCUGCAGCGAAGUGGAGAUUAAGCUGGCCUACAAGUCUGCACAGGUCUACAUUCAGCAUAUGCGCAUCAAACAACCCGAGCGACCGCGCAAGUUAUUCCUUACGUUGAAAAACAAGGAAUCGAAAAGGUUUACCAAAUGCUUCCAUGGUUGGAGCGCGCACAAGAAACCUCCAGAGUAAACAACCUUGAGCAGGCGUGGAGCAUCAAACUAUAAAAGAGAGAUAAAACAACGCACGAACUUUAAAUAAGUUUACGAAAAAAUCAAGAAAGACAAACUCGGAGAGCACCGUUGCAUGGGUAAUUCAUUUUACACGAUUACUGUAUCUUGACUUUUGUAAUUUAUUGUAAUUAUAUUAUUUAUUACUGCACAAUCCAAACAUCCACGAGCAGCAGAUGUGUUAACCGUUGUUUAAGAUGUCGGUUUUUUGUUGCUUUGUAUGAAAACGAGAAUUUGUUUAAGCUUAAAGUCUUUCGUACAAUCAUAACGUGUACUGGUAACAUUUUUUCUAUAGUCAUUAUUAAUAACUUGUAUGUUGAGAAGUUAUAACAGUUUUUACUGCUUUUUUUUGUAAUUGUAUAUGGUUUACUGUAAAGAAAGUGUUCGGAUAUCCGGGAUUUUGGCAUAGUUUUUUUUUUUAAUUUGAACAGUUAUGUAGUGAUUUGAUAUUUCCCUUAUUUUAUUAACGUACGGUUCCUAGUACCGUGUUAAGCAACGUUAAAUAUUUACGAAAUACUGUAAAAUGGAUAUUGUAAAAAUAAUCAAUUGAAAAAUCAAUAAAAAUCCGCGAGAUGGUAGAAAUAUAUAAACA